Molecule: messenger RNA, 3360 nt
Organism: Scophthalmus maximus (turbot)
Lineage: Eukaryota; Metazoa; Chordata; Actinopteri; Pleuronectiformes; Scophthalmidae
Product: RCC1 and BTB domain-containing protein 1
Exons: 12
Coding region: 197-1792 (531 amino acids)
Molecular function (GO): protein binding
Source: RefSeq, a predicted model, not a curated record
UUCUUCCCCACUUCCGCAUAUCGACGGGAGCGGAGCGGAGCAUGGCGGCGGCUCGAGCGGAACCACCGACGGGAACAUUCCGCCACCGACCCGAGCUCAGCGGCCGUUAACGACACCUCACCACACACACACACACACACGCACACGCACUGGACUUUCUUGUUAACUGAUUGAACAGCCUCACAGUGAGCGCAUCAUGGUGGAUGUAACCCAAUGGCCCCUUUUCAGCCUGAUGGGGCCUCACGAGCUCGCCACGAUACAGAAAGCAUGCGUGUUUGGAACGUCCGCUAAUGAGGCCAUCUACAUCACCAAUGACGAUGAGGUGUAUGUGUUUGGGUUGAACUGCAGCAACUGCCUGGGCACGGGGGACAGCCAGAGCACCAUUGUGCCCAAGAAGCUGGACUUCCUGAGUGGGAGGAAGGUGGUCAGUCUGAGCUACGGCAGCGGACCCCACAUCCUGCUGGCCACAGAGGACGGGGAGCUGUUUGCCUGGGGACACAAUGGCUACAGCCAACUUGGAAAUGGGACGACCAACCAAGGAGUCGCUCCCGUGCUCGUGUCCGCCAACCUGCUCAAUAAGAAGGUCACAGAGGUCGCCUGUGGCUCGCACCACUCGAUGGCUCUGACAGACUCAGGGGAAGUGUACGCAUGGGGCUACAACAACUGUGGUCAGGUGGGCUCCGGCUCCACGGCGAACCAGCCGACCCCCCGCAGAGUGACCAGCUGCCUGCAGAGCAAGGUGGCAGUCAGCAUCGUCUGUGGUCAGACCUCGUCUCUGGCCGUAGUGGACAACGGAGAGGUGUACGGUUGGGGCUAUAACGGGAACGGACAACUUGGACUCGGGAAUAACGGGAACCAGCUCACCCCCUGUCGACUUAUGGCACUGCAGGGUUUAUGUGUGCAGCAGAUUGUCUCAGGCUAUGCCCACUCCCUGGCUCUGACAGAUGAGGGGUUGCUCUAUGCGUGGGGCGCCAACACAUACGGACAACUGGGCACCGGCAACAAGAGCAACCAGCUGAGCCCGGUUCAGAUCAUGAGUGAGAAAGAGAGAAUUAUAGAGAUCGCUGCCUGUCACUCCACACACACGUCGGCAGCUAAGACACAAAGUGGUCAGGUGUACAUGUGGGGCCAGUGUAGGGGUCAGUCCUUAGUGCUGCCUCACCUCACGCACUUCACCUGCACCGACGACGUGUUUGCAUGCUUUGCCACGCCCUCUGUCAUGUGGAGGCUUCUUUCCAUUGAGCACGACGACUUCUUGACCGUAGCUCAGUGUCUGAAGAAAGAGUUUGACAACCCGGAGACAGCCGACCUCAAGUUCUGCAUUGAUGGCAAAUACAUCUAUGUCCACAAAGCAGUUCUCAAAAUCAGGUGUGAACACUUCCGAUCCAUGUUCCAGUCCCACUGGAACGAAGACCUGAAGGAGGUGAUUGAAAUCGACCAGUUCUCGUACCCGGUCUACCGCUCCUUCCUGGAGUUCCUCUACACGGACAAUGUGGAGCUGCCUCCUGAAGACGCUAUUGGGCUGCUGGAUCUGGCGACGUCGUAUUGUGAGAACCGCCUGAAACGACUUUGUCAGCACAUAAUCAAGAGAGGAAUCACCGUCGAGAACGCCUUCUCCCUGCUGUCGGCCGCUGUGCGCUACGAUGCAGAGGACCUGGAGGAGUUCUGCUUCAAGUUCUGCGUGAACCACCUGACCGAGGUGACCCAGACCACUGCGUUCUGGCAGAUUGACGGCAACCUGCUCAAAGAUUUCAUCUGCCGAGCGAGCCGCUGCGGAGCCUUCAAGAGCUGAUCUCCAUCCGUGGUUACGACGGCAACAGACGGAGCGGAGGCCGUGGGACGCCGCCGAAGUGAAUUCUCAGAGGAUGUCGUCGGCUCCGCGUUACCUUCGCUGACAGGUGGUUUACACAGUGGAGAUCUGUAGAUAAUCACCACCGCUGUCGAAUCUGUUAUUCCUCUGGUUCCAGACGAGAACCAGUUUGUACAUAACGUGAGCUGCACUUACUUCAACUGACCGGACGGAGCUGACAGGUAGUUACAGUUGGCGUUCGCCUCAGUGAUACUGCCUACACGUUUACACAUGUUGUGUAAUGGAGGACACAUUGUUGCUUGACGUAGUUGUUUCUUGACUUUCUUGAGAUUUUUGCCAGUUGCCUUUUAUCAAUUAACUUUUUCUAUUUUUCCUGUUGAAUUGACCAAGAUACUGCUUCAUGUUCUUUUAUUAGAGGACCUGGUUGUAUCAUUUGGACUCGUGGUUUUUCAGGUUGAGGUUUUGCACUUUCCAGAUGUCAGGACAGAAUUAGUAUAUUUGAAGACAAAUCUAGAAAACGCACUCGGGCGUCCAAGGCUCGAUUAAAGUCUGUGUAGGUCAAACUUCAGUCAGUGUUUAUUUGUCCCAGUUUUUUCCUCAGCUGAGUUUAGCUCCUUUGUCUAGUUUGUAAUUUGACCCAAAGAUCAGAUUACAGAGUGCGAUUCCGAACAAAGUGAUUCAGGGCCCAAACAUACAACCGACGCAAGGGACACUGAGCACGGCGCGGGUGUCUUUGUUAGUUUCAGACCAACACAGAUCUCGUUUUCCUUUCCAGAGCCCACGUUGUUUAAACAGCAAAUGCUCUUAAGCCCCUAAGAGCACGUUGGUCUUAAACUGAGCUUAAACUGCACGUCACACACACACACAUUUGCUUUGCAAAGUGAAGCUGUUUCCUGUGCAGAAAAGUUUCCUCUCUCACUCACUACCUGGUAAACCUGCAAUGGUUCAGCUCACCUGGCUUCGAGAGGGAAGGUGGGAGGUGGCACUUUGAUUGGUCAAUCGAACGUUGUGCUCAAAACACGACCACGAUAAAGAGACUUGAGUAUAAGUGGUUCUGGACUAAAUGGACUUUGCUCCAGAUACCUCGCACAGAGUUCUUACAUCGUUAAAAUGUUCUUAAACUGUGGAUUUCAUUUAAAAUUUAUGGAUUGCAUAGGUUAGAAAGUGUUUAUUAUUUUUUUGCAGCUAUUCCGUUUGGUUUUAUUACACAAACCCGUCAACUGAAGGUCGCCCGGUUUCCAGCCGUAACAAAUGUACGGAGCCGUUAAAAACCAGUUUGAGACUUGAGGCCUUUUCAGAAGCCUCAGCUGAGCCUGGACACAGAUUCUGAGGAUCUGCUGGGUGAUGAAAACAAUAUUAACAUUAAUUACAUCGUUUAGUGACAUUUGCACUACUGCUGCGAGUAUUCCGAAGAACAUUUUUGAAAUUGCUCAUUUCUAUGCAGGACAUUUCUAAUUUAAAAUCAAUAACAAAGUUUUAUUGAUUGAUCCUGAGAAUUAUGAAGUGCCAGUGACUUUUUGUGACCUCUGCAAAAUAAAUGAAUAAAAAUA